Molecule: messenger RNA, 4895 nt
Organism: Myxocyprinus asiaticus (Chinese sucker)
Lineage: Eukaryota; Metazoa; Chordata; Actinopteri; Cypriniformes; Catostomidae
Product: DNA-directed RNA polymerase, mitochondrial-like
Exons: 21
Coding region: 52-4062 (1336 amino acids)
Biological process (GO): mitochondrial transcription
Cellular component (GO): mitochondrial DNA-directed RNA polymerase complex
Molecular function (GO): protein binding; DNA-directed RNA polymerase activity; mitochondrial promoter sequence-specific DNA binding
Source: RefSeq, a predicted model, not a curated record
UGGCGGCCUUCUGCACGCGAUAACGCGGUGGUUGAAAACUAUUAUGUCAACAUGUCACUUUUGAGACUAUGUGCUUAUUCAAAGGGUUUAACUCGUAGUUUUGCGGUCGAGAGGAGUGUUCGUCCAGUUCUAGAUGCCGAUUAUUGCCGCCUGUGUCUCAGAAUACGGAAUAAUGCAGGGAGACAAAUACAAGAUUACUCAUGGGCAACAAUUUACCAAAGACACUAUUCAGCCAUUCCUAAAAAGGAGGAUGGGAAGAAAAGAUUCUGGGAACAGUCUCAAUUGUUGGAUGUUCUGGAUGCCAGAAUCCAACAGUUACAAUCUGACGUCGUUGUAGGCGUCAAACAUUCAAAAGUGCAAAUUGUCAAAGUUCAGCAAAGAGGAAAGGAAUUUUUACAUGGAAAUACUCAAAAGAAUUUGCCCAAUGACAAAACGGAAAUGGCCAAAAGUGGGGCGUCUUAUAAAAAAGGAAAUGCUGAAGGUGGCGUGUCUUUCAAAACUCACGCAAGUCGCUGGAUGGAGAAACUCAAGCGUGAAAAGUGGAAUCAACCCAAGAAACAAACUUCACAAAGGAUUCAUGAUAAGUCAGUUACUAGUAAAAGUAGCAAAGGAAGUUUGAUGGUUCCUGGUACUUCUACAAAGACAAUCACAACUGGCAAAAAAAGUAAGAUGAAAACUAAAGUAGAAGACCCCAAAUUGACUGCAUCUACCACAACCACCUCUAAAGACAUCCCAAAAAAGUCUAAAAAGAAGAUCUCCAGAGUCCCUGAAAGUUCAGCCAGCUGGUUUCCAGUAAUGCAGAAGGUCUUAAAAAUCUCCGGCGGCGAAAUUGACAGGGUUUCCGAGAUGUCUACAGAAGAGGAACUAGCAGUGCAUGCAGGAAAAGAACUGGCAGAGGAACUGGAGCUAGAUGUAGACCACCAAACCAGUCACCAGAGUCUGAUCACCUCAGAAAAGCUUCUGGAAGAUAAGGAGGGAAACCGCUACGGAGAUCCACAGCUCAGAGUACGCUGUUAUUUAGAGGCAUGUGUGUUCAAUGACGAUGUUUUUCGAGCUCAGAACUGCCUUAUGUCUCAUCACCGUCACCUAUCCAGACGGAAGCAACUGUCUAUCAGCGCCUACAACACCAUAAUGAAGAUGUGGGCUAAAAAAGGUUCCAUCAAUCACAUUCGUCGCUUGUUCAUUCUGAUUGAAGAAGCAGGUCUGAAACCCAACGCUGCAUCUUAUUGUGCUGCGCUGGAGUGUAUGGGCCGCAUGACUGACUGCUCAACAUGGAUCAUUCACAGGUGCCUGGAGCAGAUGGUGGUGGACGGUCUGUCAGUGGAUGAUGUGUUCAGAGAAUGUGUGUUUAAGCAGGAUGAGAGAGACAUGGUUCUGAGAGCUGUACGAAUGGUGCAACCUGACUACCAACCCCAAGUAUCCAAAGAUCAGCUGAUCUGUUCGCUGCCACUGGUGGAACAGUUCUAUGCUGAGAGGGAAGGUGCCACAUAUCCUAAACUGGACUUCAGUCUGAAAGAACUGCAGGAUCGGUUUAGUCAACAGCUGAAUAUGGAGAAGGCCAAUACCAUAACCAUCAACUCGGUGGAGGCCAUGAAGCCCGUCACUGAACACAUGGCCAAAAUGAGAGAUUUACUAUCAACCCAGCGGUCACAGUGGGAGAAAGCGCUCCUUCAGGCACUGAAAGAGAAGAAACAGAUAUUAGCCAACAACAGCCAGAGGGCCUGGAGCACCUGCUUAUACCCUUACAUUUGUAUCCUGGAUGAUCAGGAGUAUGUGAACAUCAUGCUUCAGAGUUUAGUCAAAUUGUCACCCAGCGGGGAAUCUUUACUCAUCAUGGCGGAAGAGAUGGGAACCAGAGUCCACAAUAUGUACUGCAUCCGGCAGAAAAGCCACAGUCGGAUGAUUGAGAAGCUCGGGAACAUCUACAGCUCAUAUGCUGAACUCCUGGCAAACGAUACCAAGACCUAUGAUGUGUUGCCGCGGGAAUUUUGGGCGAAUCUUGAGAUUGAGAGGAGUAGCGGCCCCUCUCUUUUAAGCGAUGACACUCCUUGGCCACUGGUGCUGAUGGUGCAGCUUGGGAGCUUCUUGGUUGACCUGAUGGUGCGAGAGCUAAAAGUCCAGAGCAACAUCCUGAAUCCUGCUCAAGAGGAGAAGCCCAUUCCUGUCCUCUACCACAUGUACACGUUCCGUAGCAGUCGGAAGAUUGGCUUUAUCAAGCCGCACCCUAUUGUGACCCAAAUGCAGAGGGAGGCGAUGGAAACCAAACUUACUUUUGACUCCUACGUCAUGCCAAUGCUUUGUCCACCAGUGCCUUGGACAUCCCCUAAAAGCGGUGCUUACCUGCUGACUCCAACCAAGCUGAUGCGUGCAACCGAUGGAGCCAUCCAGCACCAACUCCUUCUGGAGAAGAGCCGAGAUGAGGAUCUCCACGCCGUGCUGGACUCCCUCAAUCAGGUGGGCAACUGCACUUGGAAGAUCAACAAGAACCUGUUGGACAUUAUCAUCUCGAUCUUCAAUGACAAGGGAAGUGACAAGCUCUGCAUCCCACCACCCUUGUCCGAAGCCCCCGAUAUUCCACGUUUCAACCCUCACGACCCUACAUACACUCAGGCGGAGAAGGCCUACAUGAAACGAGAGGGCAUUAAAGCCAAAAAGAAGGUUGCAGAAAUGCACAGCCUCCGAAUGGAUGCACUCUAUAAACUGUCUAUCGCCAACCAUGUAAGGGACGAAAUCUUCUGGUUCCCUCAUAAUAUGGACUUCCGUGGCCGUACGUACCCUCGACCACCUUAUUUUAAUCACCUGGGAAGCGAUGUGACCAGGGCCUUGCUGCUCUUUGCCGAGGGAAGACCUCUUGGUCCCAAAGGUCUCGACUGGUUGAAGAUCCACCUGGUGAAUCUCACUGGUUUAAAGAAGCGUAGCUCACUAGCUGGAAGACUGGAGUAUGCAGAAAGCAUCAUGGAAGAUAUUCUCGACUCAGCAGACCAUCCUCUUAACGGUCGGAAAUGGUGGUUGAAUGCAGAUGAGCCGUGGCAGGCACUGGGUUGUUGUAUGGAGAUAGCAAAUGCCACUCGAUCACCCGACCACACCAACUUCAUCUCAUAUUUCCCUGUACAUCAGGAUGGCUCUUGCAACGGCCUCCAGCACUAUGCUGCCCUGGGGCGGGAUGUGAUUGGUGCUACUUCGGUGAACCUAAUGCCCUGUGAAGUGCCACAGGAUGUGUACAGUGGUGUAGCUCAGCAGGUGGAGGAGUUUAGGGCUCGGGAUGCAGAGAAGGGUUUGAAGAUCGCACAGGUGCUAGAGGGCUUCAUCAGCAGGAAGGUGGUGAAGCAGACGGUGAUGACUGUGGUCUAUGGCGUCACUCGCUACGGGGGCCGUCUGCAAAUCGAAAAGAGACUCAAGGAAAUCGAUGAUUUUCCUAAGGAAUACAUUUGGGAUGCUUCACAUUACCUGGUGCAACAAGUUUUCAGCAGCUUAAAGGAAAUGUUCACUGGGACAAGGGAGAUUCAGGACUGGCUGACGGAGAGCGCUAGGCUAAUAUCUAAGUCAGGGAGAACAGUGGAGUGGGUGACGCCGCUGGGACUUCCUAUCAUUCAGCCCUACCACAGAAUGAAAAACCAAAUGCUCAAGAGCAGCAUGCAGAAUCUCAACAUCAACAUCAGCCAUGAUGCAAAUGAGAAACCAGACAGUGUGAAGCAGAAAAACGCCUUCCCUCCUAAUUUCAUCCACUCGUUGGACUCCACUCAUAUGAUGCUGACAUCGCUGCAUUGCUAUAGGGCUGGGCUCACAUUUGUAUCCGUACAUGACUGUUAUUGGACUCACGCUCUGACGGUGGACACUAUGAACCGGGUGUGUCGUGAGCAGUUUGUGGCUCUGCAUAGUCAGCCCAUUCUGGAGGAGCUGUCCAGGUUUCUCCUUCAGAAAUAUUGUAGCAGACCACCUGAUUUAUCCAAGCCAAAGAAGUUUCAAGAAUACUGGAAGAUGGCGGAGCUUUUGGCCAAGGUUCCUCAGACAGGUGAUUUUGAUCUGGCGAAGGUUAAAGAAUCCAUCUAUUUCUUCAGCUGAGAAACGUAUCGCAAAACUGACAGACAGCUUUCAAGAGGAACCUGAGAGCUCUCCACGGACCUCAUCAAAAUAGAUGGCUGCUUUUUAACUACACUGAAAGUGUGUGUGACUGGAUUGGUUGAUAUGGUGGAUAAGUACUGUACAUAUGAGAGUGUGUGUGUGUGUCUCCCUGUCUUGUCUUAUUAUCAUAAAGACAUCACUUAAGCACUGAAGCAGAGUCCAGGCAUAGGCAAACAGCAGGAGUCAUCCUUGUGUGUCUAGGUGUAAGCACAUCAUUUUUUUCCUGGUAUGAGCGAGGGUGCUCUCUCGGCAGGGCUCUGAUCCGCUCUUGAGUGCUUGCGCUGGCUUGAUUAACCACGUGAUCCAGGCUCUCAUCGAUUUCAAGGCAGCCCGUCUGAAAGGCCCUCUCUGACAUUUCCACUUGGACAUGAUUUACCUCCCAGCAUCCCUCCGCAGUUGGCUACUCUCUCAUUCACAGCCUGAGAUGGAACAAGAGAACAUUUAUUAUAAUUCACCUUUCUGAAUGUUUUGGAGCCACACUUGUGGACAAUGUUUAAACUUGUGGUGCCCUUUUUAAGGAUUUGAAAGCACUUAAAAGGAUAGUUCAUCUAAAAAAAAAGAAAAUCUUUCAUCAUUUACUCACCUUUGCAGUUUCGAAAUGACAUGAGAGCAAGUAAAUCAUGACAGAGUUUUAUUUUAUUUUUUCUCUACAGAGUGUGUUUUAUAAAUAGUGCAAUGUAAAGAGUGAUGUACUAUGAAGUCAGAAUGGGUGCUUGUCAGAGAAUGUAUACAAGGCAUUGGUCGAGAAAUAAAGUCAAUAUUUUUGCACUCUG